Messenger RNA from Yarrowia lipolytica CLIB122, 3786 nucleotides. RefSeq lists its product as uncharacterized. Lineage: Eukaryota; Fungi; Ascomycota; Dipodascomycetes; Dipodascales. The record is from RefSeq and is a predicted model, not a curated record.
AUGGGCUGGGGACAACGAACUUUUUCCUUCUCGUCGUACUCGUACACGGGAGUGGGCCAGGCACAUCCUAGCCAACCGGACGUGAACUCCAUGGCCCGAGCAGCAGCGUCGUCUGUCGGCAGCAACCCCAACGAGCGGGCCAACAGCGGCCUGUCUUCUGCGGCAGCGGCGGCGGCCAUCCGACACCACUCGCUGACCUCGUCCACCAGUCAGCCCAACCUGCAGCAGGGCCGCAACGGCAGCAUGCGUGGAGGCCGAGAAGGCCGAACCAGCUCUCUGCUUGGCGGCCGAACCAACUCGCUUAUGGGCGGACGAAAGUCGUCGCUCCGAGGCCAGAACGGCGGAUUCGCUUCCGUCAGCGGCACCAACGCCUCCGGCCGAGCGCCAGACCUCAUUGAGGAGGAGAGCGGCUCUGUUGGCGACCUGCCCAAUGUCAGAAAGGGAAAGCGCGGAACUCGAACAUACUCGCUGACCACACCGUUUGAAGGGUUCGAGGACGGAGGCAUUGGCCAGGGAGCCUCGCCCGCCAUCUCACCCAACAACUCCAUCACGUCCGUUUCUUCUCCCGGACGAACGUCCUCGCUUCGACACUCUCUGCGUGGCGCCCCCUCUUCCGGCUCGCUCAGAAGAGGCUCCAUGACGUCAACCACCACAAACACAGAGCGAACCCACUCGCUCACGUCGACCACCACAACUAUCAAGCGAAUGGGCUCGUUUCACGUCAUCACCACAAAGACCCAGGAGGUGCCUGCUGGUGGCAAACCUCCUGCUCGAAGCCGUCUGUCGCAGGGCGGCACAAAACCUGCCUACCAGACACGCGACCUGCUCACCCAGCAACGCCAGGAGCGAGAGGCCCGACAGCAGCAGCUCAACAAGGCCAACCGAGCUAAGGCACAGAAGGAGCAGCGACUACGACAACAGCAGCAGGUCCCUGUUGUGAAAGAACCCGAACCACCUGCAUCUCCCAUCCACUACGCUUCGUCCGUGCUGUCGUACGAAUCCGACCUCAACACCGUGUCUGAGUACCCAGAGUCGUCCCUGACGUCCCCCAACGGCUCUGUUGGCUCCGGCAAGCGACACAUGCCUCCUCCGCGAACGCUGUCGCCCAUGAAGCCUGCGCUCAAGAUGUCCGAGUCGCCCCGCAACUCGUUCACCCAGGACACCAACUCGCUGUCACCCCAUUCGUCUAUCGACUCGCCUAGCCGAACACGCAAGCAGCGAGUCUCCUUCUCCUCCGAGAGUGAGAGCAACUUCAUUGCACAGGAGUCGCAGCGACAGAAGGCACUCCUGUCGUUGCCUCAGCAACAGCCUGCCAAGCAGCCUCUGCAGCCUCGGCCCAAGCAGUAUUCUCCCGGAACUGUUGUCCCCGUGAGCAACAACCAGCUGGCUAGCAACGGUUUGCCUAAGGUGGUCAAGACUCCCGAGCGACAGUCGCAGCUUGCCCAGGAGCAGGCCCACCAACAGGCUCUCAAGCAUGCCAAGCUGCAUACACCCCAGCAGCAGCGAAAGCGAGAGUCUCAGCAGUACCAGCCCAAGCGGGAAUCCCAGCAGUACGUGCAGCAGCAUAACAUGCAACAGCAGCAUGUGCCCAAGACUAAAAAAGCACAUGCUCACCCUGCUCAACCCCGACAGGCUGCCCCUGCUCCUCCCAGUCAGGUGUUGAGCCCCAUGUUGAGCCACUCCGAAUCCGAGGAAGAUCUGUCCAUGUUCCAGGACGCACACGAGCAUCUCGGCAAGAGCGUUUCCAAGACGGAACUCCAUAGGACUGAUGUUCAGUCUCCUGUUCCCGUGUCUCUGGUGAACAAGGACGCUGUCGACCACGUGGAGGCCAAGACCGAACCCGAGACAGGACACGAAAUUGAGCCUCCCAUCGUCACCACCAUUGGCGAUGUACAGGAGGCCCAGGACGAGGCUGCUGCAUACAAUGAGGUUAUGGGCGACGUUGAGGAGCCUGUGACUACCAAGGCUGCUGUUCCAGACUCCCCUGGCCGAUUCGGAUCUGGUGUCUUUGGUUCUGUCGCUAACGCUGUUUCUGGCGCCGUCGCUGCCGCUGAUCAGUUUGGCAAGCAGAUGCAGUUCAACCCCAGCGAGUCUACUCUCGAGUCGGUCGACAAUGAGGGUGAUUCAAUCUACGAAGACGAGGAGGAGGUAGUUGAGGAGAAGCAGCACACUCUGCAGCCUCCCGCUCAGCUGCAUGUCAACACCGACGCUGCCAACGCCUCUUCGGAUAUGGACGACUUGCCCACCCCCAAGCUGGCCUCUUCGCAGUUCUCCAGCUCGCCCUCGUCGCCUUCCAUGCGACGAAACUACCGACAGUAUGCUCUGGGAGGCAUGCCCGUGCCCUCUUCGUCCGACAUUGAUGCCGUUUCGCCCUCCAACCACAAGUUUUCGCCUUCUUCCGGUUCCAUUGGCUCCAACUACACCUCUACCGGCGCUCCUGGAGCGGGUGCUGGUGUUGGAGUAACUCCAUCGCACAUUCCCGACUACUCUGUCGAUGUGGAGAGACCACGAGACUCUGUGUACGCCGACAGCAACUACGGAGACGAGUCGCAAUAUGGAACCACCGCUUCUCAGUUUGUGUCUCACGUGAACCCAGAGGAAGAGGAGGAAGAGGAGGAAGAUGUGCCUGUUAAGGCAUUUGGAAAUCUCAAGACCAGCCCUCGACUUGGUGCUUCCGAGGGCCCCGGAUCUGUGCCUGCUCUGGCCUCUUCUUCUCCCAAGGCUGUAGUGCAUCCUCCUACAGGCCCCAUGCAUGACCCUGCAGGCGCCUCUUCUGCAGCUCCCGUGCCUGUGGAGUACCCCACCCUCGACCCUGGGUCUCCCAAUGCUCCCCGGCAGCCUUCCCCUGCCAAGAAGGUUGGUUUCGCCGAGGAGGAGGAGGUUGUGGAGCACGUUCCUCACCCCGAGGGUCCCAUGGACGACAAUGCUUCGAUUGAGUCCGAUUCCUCGUGGCGGCGGGAGCGACGAGCCGGCCGUGGUGGCAUCAACUCCACCAACGGCGGCGUUUCCGACGAGGGAUAUCGGCUCACUCUGCGAGACGAUGCUGGUUACGGGCGGGAUGUGCCCCAGGAGCCCUACUCUAUGCGAGCUCCUCAGUUCCGAAAGCCCAAAGAGGAGUUCCGAGAGCAAUCCCCUGCUCGACAGGUUCCCCAGGAGCCCCAGUACGGCUUUGCUGCCGUUCGAGAGCAGCAGAACCGCGGUGGCCAGCAGCAGCCUCGUGCUUCCCUGCAGCCCCAGGCUCGACGGGGAUCUGUUCCCACCCAGCCUGCUCUUGUGCGGUCAAAUUCUGCAUCUUCGUUUGACCGAGGCUCCCGUUCCAACUCCAUGAGUGCGUUCCGAAUGGGUUCCAUGCGUGAGCCUCGAACCACGCUGCGUCAGGACGUGCCCCCAGUGCCCGCCAUGCCUUCGGGUAUGUCUGCUGGUCCCGCUCAUGUAUCUCGGUUUUCAGACACGGAUUCCGAAGACGAGGGUGCUGGCAUCUUUUCUGGUGCCAACACCUCACCUCGAAAGAAGCGAGGCAUGCGAUUCUUCUCUUCUUCGAAGGAGGAAAUGCGACCUACCCCUGCCCCUGCCUCUCCCUCGGAGCCUGGUCUUGGAAAGAAGCUGUUUUCUUCGACCAAGACCCUCAAGAAGCAGCAGGCCGAGGCCCAGGGAGGAUAUGCGCAGUUUACCCAGCAGCCCGGUGCUGUGCCUGAGCCUCAGAUGAUUGAGAGCACUGCCACCGCAGGUUCUGCCGGCAAGCAAAAGAAGUUUGGCAAGCUACGACGGGUGUUUAGAUUGGAUUAA